AUGCAAGAGUAUUCGGAUGCCGAAGGAAGCGAUUGGGACGCUAGUGAUUCCUCAGCAUUUGAUGAAUACGAGCCGAGUGAAGAUGACGCGGAAGACGACGAAAAUAUAGAAAACAGUACGACUGCUGCUCGUCAAGAGCGAAAUGAUGAAGAAGAAAUUCUUACGGAUAUUGGACAGGAAGACUUUAGUAGGCUCAUUAGCGCAUUUCAAGAUGAGCCCAUAACGCACGAAGAAGAAAUACUUAGCCAGCGUGGGAAGGGGAAUGCAUGGAAGCAAUCGAUGGAAGCGGAUAUGGAGUCUUUUCAUCAUGAGUUAAGGGACGUUAAUGGCUACACGAGGAAAAACAAAUCCACUCGAAUCCGAGAACAGGCUCUGUCGCCUGAAGUCAAAGCACUAAUCGCGCAGGCGAACAUCUCUGCUUGGUAUACUCUUGGAAUGUGCUUUGAAGAGCUUGGUGAAGAAGAAAAGUCUAUUCAAUGCCGGAUUGUGGGUGCCCACCUGACAUCGAAUGCAUCAGAGGAAUGGAGAUCACUUGCGCGCCGAAGUCGGGAGCGUGGGCUUCUGCAACAAUCGAUUUACUGUCUUCAGCAGGUCAUCAAGGCGAAUAGAUUUGAUAUUGAUGCACUAUGGGAUCGGGCGAUGAUGCUGAAAGAUUCUGGCCGCCUUCGUGUUGCAGCUGAUGCAUUUCAUGGAAUUCUUAAGCUGCGCCCAUAUGAUGCCGAAAUUUUGCAAGAACUUAUCCCACUUUUAGUAUCUCUGGGCGACUAUGAAAUCGGUGCCGAUAUUCUCGAGGAUAUGCGACGUACUAGUAUGCGAGGUGCUCAGGACCCCAACAUUGACCCAGCCCUGGCUGACAUGGAGUCUACGACCGGAGCAAAUGUCAUUUUUUCGCUGAAUGAACUUGUAACGCUUGCUGACUUGCUUCUUCUCUUGAAAAGACCGCUGCAAGUCAUCCUGGUCGUCAAGCAGACUAUCCGAUGGAUGCGUGGCCAGAUUCGUGAAGACAGGUUAGACGACGCACAAAAUGACCUUGAGCUUGAUGAAGUUCCUGCUGCAAAUGCUGGGGAUACUAGUGCCCACCUUCAGGCAUAUGAAUUAGAUCGAGAAGUCCGGCUUCGACUUGGCAAGGCCCGUUUUAUGCUGCGCGAUUUUGAAGAGGGAAAGCGCCAUUUCAGCUUGCUUAUUGAUGAGACGGAUCCUAUGGAGUUUCCAUUGCUAUUCCUCGAGAUGGCCGACACGUAUUUUGAAUAUCAGCUUUACGCCGAGGCACUCGAAACAUAUCGCCCUUUGCUUGAAGAAGGCCUUGUAGAUGAUGUCCAAGUUUGGAUUCAUAUGGGCAUGUGCUACCAAAACCUGAAUAUGCUGGAAGAAGCCGCUCAAGUGUUCGAAAUGAUCUUGGCCGAGCAGGCCCAUCAGUCUGAUGUGAAGCUGAGUCUCGCAGAAAUUUAUGAAGAGCUUGGUGAGCGCAACAAAGCAUUAGAUCUCGUGAACGAAGUGCUUGCUGCUCGACAUGAAAACAAAAAUAACGACCAUACGCAUGAAGCGGCUCCAGGGCCAAAUCAACGUCCAAUUGAGCCACCUUCGUCCUUGUCAUUUUUCAAUGAAUCAGAGCUACCACCUGGAUCGGCUCAAGCCUCGACGCAGCAGCGCGUUUCUCGCUCAGGUAUCACGUAUGCUGAGCGACAGCGUCUCGAGCAACAGCGUGAAGAAGAGACACGACUUGCAUGGAUUCAACUGUGUGCACUCGAGCCGGAGGUCUUCGUGGAUGGAUUCUGGCGACAUGACUUUGUCUUCCUGGAUGGACUUGACAAUGAGCCAUCUUCAUCCUCGAUAUCAGGACCCGUUGAUGCAGCCACGAAGCAGCGAUUUACAGCGACGAGAAAGUGGAUCCAGGUGGCUGGUCGCUUGAUCGACUCGUUUCGAUCCAUGUCCCUUUUGUUCCCUAAGGAACGCCAUACCAAAUACCGAGGUGUUGUACGACCGAGACGCUCACGACAAUCGAAAGCAUUAGAUCUGGAUACUCAAGCUGAAGAGCUUCUGAAUCGUCUCCGUGAUCAAAUGGUGGAUGAAGCCAUGUCUGACGAAGCUGCAGGAACACAAACAAGUACAAAUGCUGCUGAGAACUUCGCUCGGGAUCAUAAUGAGCAGGAACAAACGACGUUCCGCACGAUUCAUUUUGACGAUUGGGUCACCCUCUUUAUGAAGUACGGAAUCGCUCUUGCUAAGGUGGGAAAUGAAGAUGAGGCUGUUAACGAUAUGUUUCGUCAUGUUAUGGUAUCGAAUACCGUCUGGCCAUCAGAAGAGCGUAAGUUAUCGCUGCACCUGUGCUGGCUGGCAUGCGCAUUGUAUUCACGCGAUUUUGCACGGGCUUUCGAAAUUGCGCGUUGGCUUCCCACAACAUACCAAUUUCAUAACGAGCCUUUACGUUUGAUCACGUCGUUGGCGAACAGCUUGGGAUUUUAUGGUGUCGACGCUUUCGUUAGCUCGACCAAUACAAAACAAUAUCAGCGGCGUAUGAGGACUCACGAAGCUAUAAUUAUGGGUCGCCCAGCGAAAGUCAAUCCACGUACAGGCCGAUGGACAAUGGUAGGGGUCGACGAUGAUGACGAGAAAGGCGCGGCUGGCACGGAUGAAUAUAGCAACACGACCAAGGCCCAAGUGCCGCCUACCAAGUCGUCACCAAUUGGUGAGAUAUUUUAUGGGUACCUGAUGCUGUGUGCAAACAGUUUUCAACCAGCUAUGGGUUACCUGUAUCGAGCGCUGGCGCUUCAGCAAAACGACCCUUUGCUUUGUCUACUAUGCUGUGCUGCGACUCUCGGACGUGCUACGAAUCGGCAAGUGGACAAUCGAAACCACACAGUCAUUCAAGGCAUGUCGAUGCUUGCAAACUACGCUGAACUGCGCGGACAAUCGCUUGAAGUUGAUUACAAUUUUGGACGCGCCUACCAGCAUCUUGGUCUAGUCCACAUCGCAGUGCCUCGAUAUGAACGCGUACUUCAGAGAGCACAACAAGCAUCGUCAGCACCAUUGCGUGGGUUCGACAUGAUACGAGAGACAGCGUUCAAUCUUGCCAUGAUCUACAACCAAUCUGGCUCUCCAGACUUGGCGCGCCAGUUAUAUAGAACUUGGCUCGCAGUGUAA
Malassezia globosa CBS 7966 is the source of this 3141-nucleotide messenger RNA. RefSeq lists its product as uncharacterized. Lineage: Eukaryota; Fungi; Basidiomycota; Malasseziomycetes; Malasseziales; Malasseziaceae. Gene Ontology annotation, cellular component: transcription factor TFIIIC complex. Gene Ontology annotation, molecular function: protein binding. The transcript has 4 exons. Bases 1 to 3141 code for a protein of 1046 amino acids. The record is from RefSeq and is a predicted model, not a curated record. Gene Ontology annotation, biological process: transcription by RNA polymerase III.